AUGUAUCCAAGAUACCUACACCCUACACAAGGCUUCUCGAAAAAGCGUGUAAAAGUUCUUUCGUAUCUGUUUAAAGAAGAAGAUGGCGUGGAGCCUUUGAAAGAAGUAAUCGAUUUUCUGCACAUAAGGCCACCACCACCAAGAGAUGAGUAUGAAGAUUUUUCUGUUGGGGACAAGAUUAAUGCAUUUUACAAUGACGGCUGGUGGAUAGGUUUUGUCAUAGAGGGUAUGAAGGGUGGAACAGUUGGUAUACAUUUUAGGCAAACAGGAGAAAAAAUGCGGUUUGGAAGGCAGGGUCUUCGUCUGCAUAAAGACUGGGUUAACGGUACCUGGCAGCUACCACCACUAAAAGGAGGGCAGAUAAAGAGGGAAAAGACCGUUUCAUGUAGUCGGAACGUGAGACCUAAGAAAGCAAUCGAGAAGCAAGAGUUCAGCAUUGGAACUCCAGUAGAAGUUAGCAGUGAGGAACAAGGAUUUGAAGGUUCUUGGUUUCCUGCAAAACUUGUUGAAUACAGAGGAAAUGACAAAUGCGUUGUAGAAUAUGAUAACCUGAAAGCUGAAGACGGGAAGGAGCCUUUGAGAGAAGAGGUUAAUGUUUCAGAGAUAAGGCCUCAACCAGUAGAGCAGGUCAUGGUUUGUCCAUUCGAGAAGAAUGACAAAGUUGAUGCUUUGUAUAAUGAUGGUUGGUGGGUCGGGGUGAUUAGGAAGGUUCUUGCAAAGUCAUCGUACCUGGUUUACUUCGAGAACACUCAAGAGAUGCUAAAAUUUCAUCAUUCUCAACUAAGGCUACAUCAGGAAUGGAUAAAUGGCAAGUGGAUAACAAAUUUUAAGUCUCAGAAGGCGUAA
Molecule: messenger RNA, 846 nt
Organism: Camelina sativa (false flax)
Lineage: Eukaryota; Viridiplantae; Streptophyta; Magnoliopsida; Brassicales; Brassicaceae
Source: RefSeq, a predicted model, not a curated record